This is a messenger RNA of Thamnophis elegans (Western terrestrial garter snake), 1005 nucleotides long. RefSeq lists its product as uncharacterized. The record is from RefSeq and is a predicted model, not a curated record. The transcript is spliced from 4 exons. The coding region runs from base 61 to 441 and encodes 126 amino acids. NCBI's taxonomy places the organism in Eukaryota, Metazoa, Chordata, Lepidosauria, Squamata, Natricidae.
CGCGGCGUCUACCCGGAAAUUAAAACCUAAGGGAAAGAAGUGGGCCACGUGGUUUUCAGCAUGGUGGCUCCUUCCGGGAAGAUUAACCGGCCGCGGACGGAGCUGCGGAAAAAACUCUUCAAGCGGCGCCGUGUCCUGAGCAAGGAGAAGAGAAAGAAACACCGGAUUGUGGGAGCUGUGGUGGAUGAAGAUCUUAUCACCGUGCAUCACCUGAAAAAGCGAUCAUCUAGUUCGCGGGCAAAUAUUACUCUCUCGGGAAAGAAGAAGAGGAAACUGCUGAAACAAAUUCGUCACGCCACUAAGGCAAAAGCAGAAAUGCAGGUUGAUGUUUCUCCAGCCCGGGGUGGAAAAAAGAAGAAGAAAAAGGAGGAGGUAACUCCAAAAGACUGUCCAGAUGUUGAGAUGGUGGCAGCUGACGUGACACCAGGAUUGGAAAGCUGAACCUCUGGCUUCUGAAAUCUUGAAAACCAGUUUCUUUUCUCUUUAUCAGCCUACUAGGGACAGGAUUCCAAGUCGGGGUAGGGCUGGGGAGAGGGAAGGGGGAUAGGAGGAAAAAAGACAGGUAACCAAAAACUAGAAAAAUCAGCUUUUGAACUAGUUUAGCUCCAUAAAGUUUGUUUGCUUUUAACAAGGAAUUUAAAACUCAUCGGACCACGCUUUGAGACAGUGAGACUGGUCCCUUUUCCUUUUGGCGAGCAGCUCCGAAUUCCUGAAUUUGAGGAGUUACAAAAUUGUUUAAAGUUUAAAGCUAGUCUGAAGUUAAAAGGGGUGCUUGAUAAGACAGAAGCUUGGUGUGGGUGGUAGUUUUAAGAACCUCAGUGGCCGUGCCAGAUUAUGGCACAAAUACCUGGAACUGUUCGUGUAUAUAGUUAAUCUGCAUAUAUGUGAAACACCAACUUUUUUUCAGCGUUGGCAACCAAUUUCAGUUGAAAAGGGAGAGCACAGAGAGACAUUUCUGCUUUCACGUGUUCAAAUUGUGUUCUGAUCCAUAUAAUAAACUGUCAA